GCCUUGUUCCAGCCGUCGCUGUCGUAUAUAACCGUCCAGGCCCCCGCCUCGCGAGACACUGCGAGCAAUUAAUAAUCCAUCGUCUUGUCCUGCGCUGCCCCUAAUAUUCGUGCAGCCAACUGCGCCCGCCCUUGCGCUCUCGGUAAUCAUUGCGAAGGUUCCGAUUCCUCAAGACCCUCCCAACCUCUUUUGCGCCGCGACACCUUUUCGCUGCGCAGUGCACUCGACGAGAUGGAGAACGCAUAUACGAAGACCCCCAGUGAGGCGUUAAGGCAUUUUCAGGUUACGGAGGCGAAGGGCUUGUCGGAGCAGCAGGUGAGGAGCUUGAGGGAAAAGUAUGGGAAGAAUGCGCUGCCCGAGGACCCUCCAACGCCCAUUUGGGAGCUCAUACUCGAGCAAUUCAAGGACCAGCUAGUGAUAAUACUGCUAGGAUCAGCGGCUGUGUCACUUCUGCUGGCGCUUUUUGAAGGGGGCGACGAUUGGACGGCGUUCGUGGAUCCGGCAGUCAUUCUCACCAUCCUCAUAUUAAAUUCCAUCGUGGGUGUAUCCCAAGAAACUAGCGCCGAGAAAGCCAUCGCAGCCCUCCAAGAGUACUCGGCCAACGAAGCCAAGGUCGUCCGUAGCGGUGCCAUUAAGCGUAUAAAGGCCGACGAUCUGGUACCCGGCGAUAUCAUCUCCGUGGCGAUUGGUGACAGGAUACCGGCAGAUUGCAGGAUACUCUCGAUUCAAAGCAACAGCUUUGCCGUGGACCAGUCCAUUCUCACUGGCGAGAGCGAGAGUGUUUCAAAGGAGACUAAGGCGGUCAAAGAUGCGAAUGCCGUCAAGCAGGAUCAGGUCAAUAUGCUGUUCUCCGGAACGACGGUGGUUACCGGACAUGCAACGGCGCUGGUUGUCCUGACUGGGGCGAGUACGGCCAUUGGAGAUAUUCACGAGAGCAUCACUGCGCAGAUCUCGCAGCCAACCCCGUUGAAAGAGAAGCUUAAUGAUUUUGGGGAUAUGCUUGCAAAAGUUAUCACUGCCAUCUGCGUUUUGGUCUGGCUUAUUAAUAUCCGGAACUUCAAUGAUCCAGCUCAUGGAAGCUUCACCAAGGGGGCAAUUUACUACUUGAAGAUUGCUGUUUCCCUUGGUGUAGCCGCUAUUCCGGAAGGCCUGGCCGUCGUCAUUACAACUUGUCUGGCUUUAGGUACUCGUAAGAUGGCUGCCAGGAAUGCAGUUGUGCGAAGUCUCCCAUCUGUAGAAACUCUCGGGAGUUGCAGCGUGAUUUGCUCCGACAAGACAGGCACAUUGACGACUAACCAGAUGAGCGUCAACAAGAUCGUUUUCAUCAGCGAAGACGGCAAAGGCCUCGAGGAAAUUGACGUAGAAGGAACCAGUUUCGCUCCUGAGGGAGAUAUCUCAUUCAAGGGGAAGCGACUGGAGCACCUCGCAGCGUCUUCAUCAACAGUUAUGCAAAUGUGCGAAGUCACUGCGCUUUGCAACGAUGCAAAAUUAUCCCUGGAUGCGAAGAACGGAACAUACAGCAUCAUUGGUGAACCUACGGAAGGUGCUCUCCGCGUCUUGGUUGAGAAGGUUGGCACUCCUCAUGCUCAUAUUAACGCCUCCCGCGCGAACGUUUCUCCUCACGACCGGUUGCACUUUGCUAGCAAGUACUACGAGGACCAAGCAACUCGACUAGCAACCUAUGAAUUCUCUCGAGACAGAAAGAGCAUGUCAGUUUUGGUCGAAGGUCCCAACACCCAGAAACUCCUUGUCAAGGGCGCCCCGGAGUCCAUCCUCGACCGAUGCACUCACGUAAUCGUUGGAUCGAACGGAAAGAAGGUUCCUCUGAACAAGCAGCUAACUGGCCUUAUCUCCAAGGAAAUCAUCGACUACGGCAAUCGAGGUCUCCGCGUCAUUGCGUUGGCUUCGGUCGAAGAUGCUGGAUCUAAUCCUCUCCUGAAGAAAGCGAAGACCACCAAGGACUACGCGAAGCUUGAACAAAACCUCACCCUUAUCGGUCUCUGUGGCAUGCUAGAUCCUCCUCGUCCUGAAGUCCGACACGCUAUCAGCCAGUGUCGAUCCGCCGGAAUCCGCGUGGUUGUCAUCACAGGAGACAAUCAAAACACCGCAGAAACAAUCUGCCGACAAAUUGGAGUGUUUGGGGAGCAUGAAGAUCUGACUGGGAAGAGCUAUACUGGACGCCAAUUCGACAGCUUAAGUGAAUCGGAGAAAUUGGAAGCCGCUAAGCGAGCCUCCCUUUUUUCUCGAACGGAACCAGCACACAAGUCCAAGCUUGUGGAUCUCCUCCAACAGGCUGGCGAAGUUGUUGCCAUGACUGGUGACGGAGUUAAUGAUGCCCCUGCCUUGAAAAAAGCAGAUAUUGGUGUCGCAAUGGGUUCUGGAACCGACGUCGCAAAACUCGCUGCUGACAUGGUCCUUGUUGACGACAAUUUUGCAACGAUCGAGGGCGCUGUUGAGGAGGGCCGUUCCAUAUACAACAAUACCCAACAGUUCAUCCGAUAUUUGAUCUCGUCCAACAUCGGCGAGGUCGUCUCGAUCUUCCUUACCGCGGCCAUGGGCAUGCCUGAAGCCCUCAUCCCUGUCCAACUUCUCUGGGUCAACCUCGUCACUGAUGGUCUCCCUGCAACCGCGCUCUCCUUCAAUCCUCCUGACCACGACGUCAUGAAACGCCAGCCCCGAAAGCGCGACGAAGCUCUCGUAGAUGGUUGGCUCUUCUUCCGCUACAUGGUCAUCGGCACCUAUGUCGGAGCCGCAACCGUUUUCGGUUACGCCUGGUGGUUCAUGUUCAACUCGGCCGGACCCCAAAUCUCAUUCUACCAACUCCGCCACUUCCACCGCUGCUCCUCGCAGUUCCCCGAAAUCGGCUGCGAAAUGUUCGCAAACGACGCCGCCAAGUCCGCCUCUACAGUUUCGCUCUCCAUUCUUGUGGUCAUUGAAAUGCUAAAUGCCAUGAACGCUCUGUCGUCUUCCGAAUCGCUGCUUACGCUUCCUCUGUGGGAGAAUAUGAUGUUGGUUUAUGCGAUUUGUCUGAGCAUGGCGCUGCAUUUCGCGUUACUCUAUGUUCCGUUUUUGCAGGGUUUGUUUAGCGUUAUUCCGCUGGAUGUCAGUGAGUGGAAGGCGGUUCUCGGGAUUAGUUUACCGAUUAUCCUUAUCGACGAAGUCCUCAAGUUUCUAGAGCGAAAGUUCUACAUGCGAACGACGAAUGAUAAGCUGGAACUCGCGCAAAACGGGAAGACUGUGAGGCCAAAGAAAGAGUAGACUAUUUAUCCUCCUUUUCUCUCCCUACUAUUACUUGAGAGUUAUUGGAAUUGGUGAAGAGUUCCGAGAAGUUUUCCUGUACGAUUAGAUAGAUAGAGUAUAGAUUCGAGGCGAAAGCAAUGUCUAGUCUUCCAUUUGCAUUCACGGGUGCGGCUGCUUGAAUAUAAGGACAAGGAGCUCUGGGCUGCUGGCUUGAGAGUAAGUGUAGAAGGUUG
This is a messenger RNA of Lindgomyces ingoldianus, 3473 nucleotides long. RefSeq names its product calcium ATPase. The transcript is spliced from 5 exons. NCBI's taxonomy places the organism in Eukaryota, Fungi, Ascomycota, Dothideomycetes, Pleosporales, Lindgomycetaceae. Gene Ontology annotation, cellular component: membrane. Gene Ontology annotation, biological process: calcium ion transmembrane transport; intracellular calcium ion homeostasis. The record is from RefSeq and is a predicted model, not a curated record. Gene Ontology annotation, molecular function: P-type calcium transporter activity; ATP hydrolysis activity; ATP binding. Bases 232 to 3258 code for a protein of 1008 amino acids.